AUGACUAGCGGCACAACCCCCUCUCAUGUGCAGUCCUCGCUGCCGUCCCUCCCCUCCCAUCUACAAUCAGAUACCCAUCUGACAGCCCACCUCGCCAGCCGAUUCCAUGUCGGCCUUCCAACCGCUCGUCUGUCAUCACAGGCGCUAAUCUGUCUGAAUACAUACACCUCGUCGUCCAAAGGUCCCGAUGGAGGCAAGGAAGGAAGCGCCAUGGGCGAGGCUGAGGACCUCGCCCGACGCGCCUUCACUCGUCUCGGGGCACGUGGAGAGAACCAAGCGGUUGUCUUCCUUGGAGAGAGCGGCGCCGGGAAGACGACGAUUCGCUCCCACCUCCUUUCAUCACUUCUGUCGUACUCCUCAACACCGCUCUCCUCCAAAUUGUCUUUGCAAUACGAUACAUCCUCCUCCGUUAAUCCCACCCUCAUCGGAGGCAAGAUCAUUGACCACCGACUGGAACGGAGUCGCAUUGCGUCCGUUCCCACCGGAGAGCGGAGCUUCCACGUCCUCUAUUAUCUCCUGGCGGGAACCAGUGCGGCCGAGAAGGCGCAUUUAGGUUUCGACAACCCGAUUCACAUCACCACCGGCGGUGGGAAGCUCUCAUCUGCUUCCGUUAGCCACAAGAGAUGGAGGUACCUGGGCCACCCUACUCAGCUCAAGGUGGGGAUCAAUGACUCCGAGGGUUUCCAACACUUCAAGACCGCCCUGAGAAAGCUAGAGUUCCCCCGGAGCGAGAUCGCCGAGAUCUGCCAGAUUCUCGCGGCCAUUCUCCAUAUCGGUCAAUUGGACUUUGUGAGUGGUCAAGCGACUCUCACCUCUGCAGAGGAAUCCGGCGGAUACUCGCAUGAGGGUGGCGAGACCGUCACGGUCGUGAAAAACAAGGAUGUACUCUCCAUUGUUGCGGCGUUCCUGGGACUCGGAGUCGAGGACCUCGAGAACAGUUUCGGCUAUCGAACCAAGACCAUCCACCGCGAGCGGGUGACGGUCAUGCUGGAUCCAAAGGGCGCCCGCCAGAAUGCCGACGCGCUUGCGCGCACUCUGUACUCCCUUCUCGUCGCUUAUGUGAUUGAGACUACGAAUCAGCGGAUCUGUGCGGCUGAGGACAGUGUCGCUAACACUAUUUCGAUUGUUGAUUUCCCCGGCUUUUCUCAGGCCUGCUCGACUGGAUCGACUCUAGACCAGUUGCUCAACAAUGCGGCCACCGAAUCCUUGUAUAACUUCUGCCUCCAAUCCUUUUUCGACCGAAAGGCCGACAUGUUGGAGCGUGAGGAAGUCUCUGUCCCCGCGACGAGCUACUUCGACAACACGGACGCUGUUCGUGGCCUGCUGAAACAGGGUAACGGUCUCCUCAGCAUCCUCGACGACCAGACCAGACGCGGUCGGACCGAUGCUCAGUUCCUCGAGUCCCUGCGGAAGCGUUUCGAGAACAAGAACCCCGCGAUCGUGGUGGAAAGCCCUGCAGGACGUGGUACGAAAUUCGUCUCCCAGAACGCCCGCACCGCCUUUACCGUGAAGCAUUUCGCCGGUGAGGUUGAUUACUCGGUGGAAGGUUUGCUCGAAGAGAACGGCGAUGUCGUCUCAGGUGAUCUGAUGAAUCUCAUGAAGAGCACCACGAGCGAAUUCGUACGGGAAUUGUUUGGGCAAGAGGCCCUCCAGACCAUCGCUCAUCCGAAAGAGAAAUCUGCCAUCAUACAAGCCCAGGUGAGCUCCAAGCCUCUGCGGAUGCCUAGUAUGGCUCGGCGGAAGACCCGCCCGCCUUCGCGGCUUGCCUUUGAUGCACCUACCGAUGGUCCAGAGGAGUACGACAGCCAGGCAGGCAGCAGUACUGCAAAAGGCUCCGACAGAAGGAAGAGCGCGAUGAGCAUGGUCGGUAUCCAGGGCGCCGCAGGCCAGUUCUUGUCAUCUCUGGACAUCGUCAAUAAAUGCCUAAGUUCGACCAACUCGAAUCCUUACUUCGUCUUCUGCUUGAAACCAAAUGACCGACGCAUCGCGAACCAAUUUGACAGCAAGUGUGUCCGGUCACAGAUGCAGACGUUUGGAAUUGCGGAAAUCAGCCAACGGCUCCGCAACGCGGAUUUCAGUGUCUUCCUCCCGUUCGCUGAAUUCCUGGGCCUGGCUGAAAUCGGCAAUGUUGUCGUCGGCAGUGACAAGGAGAAAUCUGAAGUCGUCUUGGAUGAGAAGCGGUGGCCUAGCAAUGAAGCGCGCGUCGGCAGUACUGGGGUCUUCCUCAGUGAACGCUGUUGGGCUGAUCUUGCCAAGGUCGGAGAGCGCGUGCUUCCUGUCUACGCGGCCGACGGAUCUGAUGAAGGCGGCGACGGCUUGCUUCAUCCGCGUAGUGCUACUUAUAUGGACUCAAAGGUCCGACUGCUCCAUCCGGCGGACCAGUCUCCCGGCACUUACAUCUACGGCGAUGAUACUAAGGGAUAUUUCGGUGGUCGUGAUAUCGAUGGACGGUCUGAGGCUGGCGCUUCUGCCUUCAACUCGGGCGAUAUGUUCCGGAACCUGGAAACCAGAGAACAGAUGCUCGAGAAGGGUAACGAGAAGAAAAUGGAAGAAGUCGAGGAUGUUGCCGUGUCGGGUAGUCGCCGGCGCUGGAUGGCUCUCGUCUACUUGCUUACGUUUUACAUCCCCGACUUUGCCAUCAAGCUCUUCGGUCGAAUGAAGCGAAAGGAUGUGCGAAUAGCCUGGCGUGAAAAGUUUGCGAUCAACUUGAUCAUCUGGUUCAGUUGCGCCCUCGCUAUCUUCAUCGUUGUCGGCUUCCCAGGUCUGAUCUGUCCGACUCAACACGUCUAUUCGGCCGCCGAGUUAUCCUCGCAUGACGGAAAGCAUGGCCACAACUCGUACGUGGCCAUUCGUGGAGUUGUCUUCGACCUGGAUAAGUUCAUGCCUUCUCACUACCCGAAUAUCGUACCACAGUCUUCCCUGAAGAAGUACGCAGGGGUCGACGCUACGGGUCUCUUCCCGGUCCAAGUGUCGGCUUUGUGCCAGGGCAAAUCUGGAAAGGUUUCACCAUAUGUGCUGCUGGAUUAUACGCCAACCAAUAUCUCCGGAUCCGUCAGUACCAUCAGCUCUGCCGACGUGAACUCCAAGUACCACGAUUUCCGCUAUUUCACCAACGACUCUCGUCCGGACUGGUUCGCAGAACAGAUGCAGUCACUGAAAGCCAACUAUUUGAAGGGAUACGUUGGCUAUAGUUCUCAGUACCUCAAGACUUUGGCGGACAAAAAGCAGAAGUCGAUUGGGAGCAUCAACGGCAAGGUCUACGACUUGACGGCAUAUAUCACGGGAGGUCGCAGAACGGCUGCACCACCCGGGGAGAGCGUUCCUAGUAACGUCGACCGUGACUUUAUGGACUCUUCCGUGGUGGAACUCUUCCAGAGUCUUCCUGGUCAAGACCUUACAAAGCAUUGGGAAAGUCUCCAACUCGACCAGGAUGUUAUUGAUCGGAUGCAGCUGUGUCUGGACAACCUUUUUUUCGUCGGUCAUGUCGAUACACGUAAUUCGCCUCAGUGCCAAUUUGCACGGUACUUCAUCCUUGCGAUUUCCAUUCUUAUCUGCUGCGUGGUGCUCUUCAAGUUCGUGGCAGCCCUUCAAUUUGGACGCAAGAACGUCCCGGAGAACCUUGAUAAAUUCAUUAUUUGUCAGGUGCCUGCCUAUACCGAAGAUGAAGAGUCUCUGCGUCGUGCAAUUGAUUCGAUGGCUCGCAUGCGUUAUGAUGACAAGCGGAAGCUCCUGGUCGUGAUUUGCGACGGUAUGAUUAUUGGACAAGGAAACGACCGCCCAACUCCCAGAAUCGUCUUGGAUAUUCUGGGGGUACCAGAGUCGGUGGACCCUGAACCGCUCAGCUUCGAGAGUUUGGGUGAAGGCAUGAAGCAACACAACAUGGGCAAGAUCUACUCCGGUUUGUAUGAGGUCCAGGGCCAUAUCGUGCCGUUCCUUGUUGUUGUCAAGGUUGGAAAGCCUUCGGAAGUGUCUCGGCCUGGUAACCGCGGAAAGCGUGAUUCCCAGAUGGUCCUCAUGCGCUUCUUGAACCGUAUCCACUACAACCUUCCUAUGAGCCCGAUGGAACUGGAGAUGCAUCAUCAGAUCCGCAAUAUCAUUGGUGUCAACCCUACGUUCUACGAGUUCAUCCUACAGGUCGAUGCUGAUACGGUCGUCGCUCCGGACGCGGCGACUCGCAUGGUGUCAUCCUUCUUAUCAGACACGCGUCUCAUCGGUGUCUGUGGUGAGACAGCUUUGACAAACGCUAAAACCUCGGCAGUCACUAUGAUCCAGGUCUAUGAGUACUAUAUCUCUCAUAACCUUACCAAAGCAUUCGAGAGUCUGUUCGGAUCCGUGACCUGUCUUCCCGGUUGUUUCACAAUGUACCGUAUCCGCUCGGCUGAGACAGCAAAGCCGCUGUUCGUGAGCAAGGAAAUCGUUGACGGCUAUUCGGAGAUUCGUGUGGAUACCCUCCACAUGAAGAACCUUCUGCACCUCGGUGAAGACCGUUACCUGACGACACUGCUCCUGAAAUAUCAUCCGAAGUACAAGACCAAGUACAUCUACUCCGCCAAGGCCUGGACGAUUGCCCCCGAAAGCUGGGCUGUCUUCUUGUCCCAGCGUCGUCGGUGGAUCAACUCUACGGUUCACAACCUGAUUGAAUUGAUUCCGCUCCAACAGCUGUGUGGAUUCUGCUGCUUCAGUAUGCGAUUUAUUGUUUUCAUCGAUCUCCUCGGUACCGUCAUUCAGCCCGUCACAAUCGCCUACAUCGUUUACCUGAUCGUCUGGCUUGUUCGGGACACAUCCACCAUCCCAUGGACCGCCUUCGUUCUUCUCGCAGCAAUCUACGGUCUACAGGCCAUCAUUUUCAUCCUGCGCCGCAAGUGGGAGAUGGUUGGCUGGAUGAUCAUCUACAUUCUCGCCAUGCCUGUCUUCUCCCUGGCUCUGCCGCUCUACUCCUUCUGGCAUAUGGACGACUUCUCCUGGGGAAAUACGCGUGUCAUUACCGGAGAAAAGGGCCGCAAGAUCGUCAUCUCCGACGAAGGCAAAUUCGACCCGGCUUCGAUCCCCAAGAAGAAGUGGGAAGAGUAUCAGGCCGAGCUGUGGGAGGCGCAAACCUCUCGCGACGACCGCUCCGAAGCUUCAGGCUUUUCGUACGGCACGCGGUCCUACCACCCCGCCCAGUCCGAGUACGGAUUCCCCGGUGCGCGGCCGAUGUCACAAAUGGAUAUGGCGCGCUACGGUUCUCGCAUGUCGUUAGCCCCGUCGGAGAUGAUGAGCCACCAUAUGGACGUGAGCAUGGAGGACCUAUCUCAUCUGCCCAGCGACGACGCCAUCCUGGCAGAGAUCCGUGAGAUCCUUCGCACCGCUGACCUGAUGACCGUCACGAAGAAGAGCAUCAAACAGGAACUGGAGCGGCGGUUUGGCGUGAACCUGGAUGCGAAGCGUCCGUAUAUCAACUCAGCCACCGAAGCCGUUCUCUCUGGCGUUCUGUAA
Messenger RNA from Aspergillus terreus NIH2624, 5475 nucleotides. It is a transcript of the gene chsE, whose product is annotated as chitin synthase class Va. Gene Ontology annotation, cellular component: cell septum; cell periphery; myosin complex. Gene Ontology annotation, molecular function: chitin synthase activity; ATP binding; cytoskeletal motor activity. The transcript is spliced from 5 exons. The record is from RefSeq and is a predicted model, not a curated record. Bases 1 to 5475 code for a protein of 1824 amino acids. NCBI's taxonomy places the organism in Eukaryota, Fungi, Ascomycota, Eurotiomycetes, Eurotiales, Aspergillaceae.